UAUUUUUUUGAUCCUAAAUUCUCAUCUUUUUGGACGAGGUAAGUAAAUUAUUGUGUAAAUUCGUUAUCCUUUCUCCAUCUCAUGUUGAAUUUCUAGUUUAGGGUUUUAAUUUUCUUCCCCAAUUUCUGUGUAUGAAAUUUUUAGGGUUAGAAAUGGCGAACAACUUGUUGAAUAAGCUGUGUAUGGACGAAGAAGAUCCUAUGCUCAAUUCCGUAGUGCGAUGCAAACAUGGCAUUUUGCUGAAAAUGCAGACUUCUUGGUCUGAUCGCAAUCCCGGAAGGAGAUUUUGGUCUUGUCCUCACUAUGAGCCAAUGAAGUGCAAUUUUUUCAGAUGGAGAGACACGGAGAGAGUUGAUCAAAGAUCAAGGUUUAUUAUUCCAAGAUUGGUGAACAAAAUCAAAGAGUUAGAAGAAAAUUACGAGCAUGUUCGGGUGCAUUUGCAUGAGCUUGAAAGUCUUAAGAUGAAAUAUGAUAAUGUCGACAUGAAUUCACUUGAACCUAAGGAGAAAAUUCAGUUGGAUGAGGUUGAAAGUCUUACCCUUCAAUAUGAUAAUCUCAACAUUAGUGAGUUGAUUGAGCUUCAAGAGUCAAAUGAAGGAGGUGAGUUGAUUGAGCUUCAAGAUUCAAAUGAAGGAGGUGAGUUGAUUGAGCUUCAAGAUUCAAAAGAGGAGGAGGAUGGAUUGAAUGAGUUUGAAGAUACAAAAGAGGAGAAGGAUGAUUUGAAUGAGCUUGAAGAUUCAAAAGAGAAUAAUUUGAAAGAAGGAUAUGACAGAAAAAAGAAAAGCAAAGGUGUUGGUUUAAUAGAAACUUACUUUGGUGUUUGA
Messenger RNA from Lycium ferocissimum, 824 nucleotides. RefSeq lists its product as uncharacterized. The transcript has 2 exons. Gene Ontology annotation, molecular function: zinc ion binding. NCBI's taxonomy places the organism in Eukaryota, Viridiplantae, Streptophyta, Magnoliopsida, Solanales, Solanaceae. The record is from RefSeq and is a predicted model, not a curated record. Bases 132 to 824 code for a protein of 230 amino acids.